Drosophila grimshawi is the source of this 1965-nucleotide messenger RNA. It is a transcript of the gene mst, whose product is annotated as protein misato. The transcript is spliced from 3 exons. Lineage: Eukaryota; Metazoa; Arthropoda; Insecta; Diptera; Drosophilidae. The record is from RefSeq and is a predicted model, not a curated record. Gene Ontology annotation, biological process: mitochondrion distribution. Gene Ontology annotation, cellular component: cytoplasm. Bases 56 to 1768 code for a protein of 570 amino acids.
UCAGUUUGUAUUGCAAUUUGUGUUUUAAUUGAAUUAAUCACAGUCAGGAGCAAACAUGGACCACACCCGCGAGAUUCUAACUUUCCAGUUUGGCACAUAUGCAAACUAUGUGGGUGCACACUUCUGGAAUCAGCAGGAGGCAAAUUUCGUUUACGAUGGCGAGAGCAGCAAUGUGGCCGAGGAGCAUCUGCCCCACAAUGACAUACUAUACAGAGAAGGUGUUAAUGAUCGCAAACAGGCGACAUUCACGCCACGGUUAUUGUCUGUGGAUCUCGUUGGCACAUUGAUGCACCUGCCCGUUGUGGGUGAGCUGUAUGGAAACUAUUUGCCGCUGGCGACAGAUCAGACGGCUGAUGAGCUGCAGAAGGCCAAAGAAUUGGCCGAGCAGAACAAGCUCUCCACUCACGGUGAACUGGAUGUGCGACAACAGCCAGCCGCAACGAUAUCCGAAUAUCAGCAGGAUUUGCUCAAAAAUACAGUAAAUACGCAGGACAAGGACUAUAAUUUGGCUGAGACGUGCAGCAGUUGGGCAGACUUUCUAUAUGCACGCUACCAUCCGCGCACAUUUAACGUGCUGCAGGGCAUGCUGCAACAGCCAGAUGUCCAGGUGUUGGGCUCACAUUGUUCCGGCGUGGAGCUGUGGCAAUCUGCCGCUUUCAAUGAGGAUUUUUGUGAUCGCAUUCGCCUCUAUGCGGAGGAAUGCAAUGGACUGCAGGGCUUUCAGCUGCUCUUUGACAUCGACGAUGGAUUCGGUGGACUGGCUAGCAAGUGCAUGGAGCAUCUGAAUGAUGAAUAUAAUCGGGCCAUUUUCGCUCUGCCUCUGCACUAUCCGCGCAACAUGUCCUAUGCCAAAGCAGAUACACGCACCUCGCGCAGCAUUCGUGUCGUGAACAGCGUGCUCAGCUAUAAGCAUCUGAGCGAGCAGGCGAACCUAUUCACGCCGCUGUCCACGCUAGAGACGAUCUGGCGUAACCAGACGUUGGAGUCACGUCGAAUGCCGGGCGUCAAUUGGCUGGCGGAUAAUCUGUAUCAGAGCUCGGCAGUGCUGGCUGCGUAUUUGGAUACAGUGACGCUUGGCUAUCGUUUGCGCCAGACGCCCAAUACUCUGUUGAGCUUUUGUGAGCGUGUCACACCAGCUAAUCGCAAGUUGGGCGCUGCUGCAUUGGCUCUGCCGCUGGGCAUGCAGCGGGAACAGGAUCUCAUUGACUUUCUGGAUGGGCCAGAUGGCUCACUGAUGACACAAUUGACACCCGGCUGUGAUCCGGGCACAACGCAUGUCGUCCAGUCGGUGGUGGCGCGUGGUAUACCCGAUGCACGACUCAAGCGCCCCUUGGAGCAGGCCGGUUCGCAAAUCUCUAAGGCUGCCUAUCGCUGCAACAGCGUCUCUCAGAUGCUGCAGCUGUACUAUCAGUGCGCUUAUCAUAGCAGUCUGACGCAUGCCGCCUCGACGCCGCUGCCACUCAAAACGCAUCUGCCCUUUCCGUAUGAGAUCUUUGAUGCCAGCAUCGCCGCUGAUGGCUUCAAGCUGCCUGGCGAUGGACAGCGUGAGCGGGAUACUCGUGUGGCCAGUGCACCAGCUCUGGCUGCAGUGCAAAACUCCAGCAAGCUGGGCACUCAUCUCGAUUCAUUGCAUGAUCAAACGCAUCGCGUUCAGCUGGCCAAAUUGCGUAAUUUCUCGCAGGUGGCUCUCGAGCGAGAUGAGUACGACUCGGCACUCGACAGAAUCCUCGAGUUUCGUGACAACUAUGAAGACUCGCACUAUCUUUAAGCGAACAUAACUUGUGAUCCUCAUUAAAUAAACGUAUUCUAAUCUAAGGCCUGCAUUCCGGGAAUCGCCAAACGAAUAAACAGCACAACAGCAAUCGAAUUUACAGUCUGUUAACUAAUCGGUUUAAUGGAUCUAUCAAUAAGAGAGCCGCAGACAAUGUAAUCCGAUUCAAAAUAAAAUAAGUGUAGAAAGACAAA